AUGGCUUGCAGUAAGCUGUGUGACAGAUUCUUUAAGCUAUGCACGCUGAAAAAGCCAACUAAACUAGGAGACAGAAGCCCUAACCAUCGAAAUGCUGUUAUAGAGUUUGACCUUCAUUAUCAGCUGCAUGUCAUUAUUGCUUCUAAACUGCAUAGAAGUAUCUUAAUAAUUACAUGUCGAAGGUUUCAGGAAAUUGGAGAAUGCCAUUUUAUAUCUUUUGGAGACUUUACUGGCUGGAAUGAAAGCUGCGGCAAGGGCGGUGCUGCCACGCCCUGCGACUCACGCGCGGCGGCAGUACGUGCGCUGCGCUCUGAUUGGCUCUCCGCCCGGAAGAGGAGCUGGUAUCUGCCGCCGCGCAGCGACCGCCGAGGACAUGGAGGCGGCGGUGAGGCGCGAGCAGCGGCGGCAGCAGCAGCGGGGUGCGGCGGAGGCGGAUGGCGGCCGGGCGCUGUCGCUGUCGGGGCAGUCCUACUGGCUGGACCUGUGGCUCUUCGUCCUCUUCGACUUCGCGCUCUUCGUGGUCAUCUACCUGCUUCCCUGAGGGCGCCGGGCCCAGAGCCACUAUCUAAUCACCAGAUGCACCUUAUGAAAACAAGCAGUGGAAGAGGAGGACCAUUUGUGCAGUAUAAACGCUGGGACUUCACUUGCAUGUGAAUGCAAGAGGCAUAUAUAUAUAUACACACUAUAUCACAUCUCUGGCUGUAUCACAAGUAUUACUGUUCAGGUUUUUCCCUUUAUCCUGUUUUUGUGUUCUAAACUGUGCCUUAAAGGUCACAGAAGACAGCUUGACUGUGCUUUUGUAAUUAGUGCCUAAAGAUUUGUUAAGCAGAAAUGAAAGUAUGUAUUGUUUGAAUAAAAUCAACUGAAAGGACAGACUGUAAAGUGGCUGAGAAUAAAAUCCAGCUCUUAUGUAGUCUGAAGUUGUAACUCGGACCUUUUCCCUCAAUAGAUGAGGCUUACCCAGCUGUCUUACUUUCAAAAACUUAAUCACAAGGGUUUUAUGCUGUUUGGUUUUCUGUUACACCUUUCUUUAUACCACAGCAUGUGUGAGAUUCUAGCUUCAGCAGUUACUGUGCCUUCUGAAACGUAACUGUUUAAAAGCAGUAGCAGCCUACUGUCCUUGCAUACCAAUUUAGGUAAAACAGGGUCCAGUUUUCUUGCUAUAAAUAGUGAAGGAGCCAGCUUACAAGAACAGCUUUCUUGGCUUCUCUUCCAUGGAUGAUUGUAAGUAGACACUAACAGGUAAGUAAUAGGUUUCAACUUCUAUGUGCCACAUCAAAAUUUCCUGUGUCUCACUACAGCAAGACUUUCAAAACAGUGUUAAAUGAAGGAGUCUCUUGCAUUCUCAGGAGAAAGAAAAGGAAGCCAAGUACAUGGAGUAGGCUUUUUACCUGAUAAGGUUUUGGGGAAGAUAGUCUUCAACUAUGGAUGAAGGGGGUUCCGUCGUCUUGAGUAUUUUUCCCUUGUGAAUAUCAGUUUCUGAGAAGUACAAUUCAUGGUUGUUAGGGUUUUUUGGGGGGAAUAAAUAUAAUAAAAUAACUAUAUUUCAGAGACUUUGAAGUGUAGAGUAUUUCAGUGUCUUCUAACCCAUUAAAUGAAAACAGGCUACUAUCAGGUUAAACAGGAUUUGAAGUGCAAAAGUGGGCCUGUACUCUCUUUCCCUUUAUUUAACAAUGAAAGAAAAAGACAACUUUUCUAUUGACAGUGGCUUUCUUAUGUAUCAGACCUAUGCUUUAGAACUGAGAUGCCUUUAUCUGCUAGCACUUAUGAUCUUGGCUGCUGGUACCUACAAAAUGAGUCAAGAACUCUGAAACUGCUGACUUAUGUAGAAGAGUGCUGAACUGUGAUUCCAUUCUCACAAAUAGAAAAAUGGGUUUUUCAGUUUUUCAAAUGAAGCUGUUAAAGAGACAAGUUCACUAUUUUUAUUAUUUUUUUUUAAAUUUUAUUUUUUUAUCCCCCGCCCUGAUUUCAGCAGGGAAAUCUCAAGGGAACAACCUAUUAGGGAAGUAUUGUAAUGUUGCUCUGUUUCUUUUCUGAUAAGGAAGACAAUGUGUGGAA
Messenger RNA from Grus americana (Whooping crane), 2058 nucleotides. RefSeq lists its product as uncharacterized. NCBI's taxonomy places the organism in Eukaryota, Metazoa, Chordata, Aves, Gruiformes, Gruidae. The transcript is spliced from 3 exons. The coding region runs from base 1 to 654 and encodes 217 amino acids. The record is from RefSeq and is a predicted model, not a curated record.